CCCAUAGCAGGUGUUUCCAGAACAGAGCCACCAUGCAGCAAUCACUGCCCACCUCCCAGCCACAGCCCAGGGCUCAGUGUGGAUCACUCACUUGUUGAGUCCUCACUCACAGCUCCCUCCUCUCUCUCUCUAGUGACUGGGGGGUAGAGCAGAGUGUGCUCUCAUUCCUGCUUCCUUAUGGACACACCACACCCUACACUCAGGUAAUGGAGGAGGAGGAGGUCACACCUGUCUAUCUCCCUCCCUCCCCCACACUAUACUGUCACUAGGCGACGCUCGCACUAUUACUCGCAGAAUGUUAAUGACACAGUGUGUCACCUCCGCCACAGGGAGAGUCAGGCCACCGGAAACUACACGCGCGGAGGGAUACCACUUCCGCGUCUGCCAGGCGAGCCGUAAAGUGACGCGUUUUACCGUAAAGCAGUGCGCUUCGUGUCGCGCAGCGACUGUGAUCAGCAGUCUGAGCGGCCAUGGCAGCCACCGGUGACAAGUCCGUGCUGUUUGUCUGCCUGGGUGAGUGACGGUGUGUGGGGACACGAGGCAGGAGGUAGAAAGCCGCCGCGGUUUAUUGGUUAGAUGUCGUGAAAGCCUGGCUGGCCGGCUGUGGGCUGCUAUAAAGUCCAAUAUGCUCUGUUAUUACCAUGUACAGUACUGUAAUAGGGAAAGGGCCCGGUGGAACACUGCAUGGCAAGGCUGGCAGCUGCAGACAGAGAGAGAUGGUAACUGUAUCACUAUGAGGCUGUCUGAGGGUGAUGAGAGUUUUCGCAUGACUUGCUAGUCCUCUUAAUUUUCCCUUAGAGCCUCCCAUGCUCCAAGUUCCCUAAUUUUAAUAAUAAAACUGGAUGACUAGGCUGGAAUCUGCAGCCCUAGAGAGAUCAUAACUGUAUCCCUAUGUGGCUGUCUGAGGGUGAUGAGAGUUUUCGCAUGGUUUAGUAGGCUUUUUGGUUUCACCUGAGAAAUCACCUCCCAUGUUCUAGGUUCUAUUUUUAAUAAUAAGAAAAACAUACUAAUAGAAGACAGUAGAUCGCACCUGAUCUGUUAUAGCAAAAACAAAGCGCCCAGUUGUGACCGACUAUCUAAGGUACCAGGUCGAGACUCCAGGGGCUUCACCCUAAUAGAUACAAAAAAAGCAAAAACAAACAACCGAUACAAGUGGUCAUAACCCAUAUGACCCACGGUAUCACCUGGAGAUCUACGUAGUUAAAUUGAUAUUAAAAGUAACAAUAAUAUGCAAGUAUACCUAGUAGCAGGUGAAUAUAUAUGAUUUCUAGUGAGCCUCUAUUAGAUAGUAAUAGAGGCAAAAUAGGAGUCUGAGUGAACUAAAGUAAACUGUGCUCCUAUAUACAAAAAAGGAUAUAGUGGACCAAAGUCCUAUACAGGUACUGUUGCAGGUAUACACUGAUGUGACCUUUAUUAGAUAUGGCUCUUAAUAUAUCAGAACAUUCCCCUGAUAUUUAGUCUCCUGUUAUAUACUCAAAGAAUAAAUCUUCAUACCGUGUAUCCACUCUGUCUAUAGAGUAAAUCCUGAUAUAUCAAGAAUUGGCCCCUCAAAGAGCCCUCAGUAUAGAGGUUUGUAGUGCUGACUGGGAUUUAUCAGGUAACAAUGUCCUCAGAGGAUCCAGUCUGUCAUAAAUUUGAUAGCGUUAGGAUAGAGAGUAAGAGUUCCAAUAAGCUAUCAGUAGAGAUUAAUUAUACAGCCCUGCUCCCUGUUUAACUGACUGGACAGAGGUAGGAGCAGUGAAAGGGUAAAGGAAAAAAAUCACAUACUAAACAAAAACCAUGUGAGGCAAACAAAGUGCCGUGUCAAGUGCCUAUAGCCCAAAAAAAGAAAAAAAAAUGCCGGAUGCGCGUUUCGGUGCUGUAUAAGACACACCUUCAUCAGGGGAAAACAUACUUCUAACUAAGACUCACUUAUGUACACUAGUACCCCAUAAUGUGUGUCUACAUUCAGCCAAUAGGAUGUACAGAGACGGUGGGAGUAAAUGUGUCCGACACCUGAAAGGCAUCACAUAUUGCUCCAGUCUAUUAGACUCUUCACCCAUUGGUGGCCCAGACUGUGUCCCGCCCCACGUGGUGUAUACUGGGCAGAGUUAAGAUAGGUUGUGUCUUGCCAGAUUCUUCAAUGAGUAUAAUGUGGGCGGAUACUCCAUCAAUCCUUCCCUGCAAAUGAAUAAUGCUCCGUAGUAGGAGACCUCCCAUGGAAGGAGCUAUGAUAGUGGGUCACAUUCACAUCACUCCAAGACAUCCCAUAUGGGUCAGUAAUGUAUGAAGUGUCCGAUGAAUGAUUCUAGUAUUAUCGUUUAACGUGAGUGUGGAUAAAUGAUCGUGAAGAUUCACGAUCAGGAGUAUUUCUCUAUUCCCAUUGUUGCGAUCCAAUAUGAGAAUAGUCCUAACGGACCAUAACUCCAUUAGCAAGUAUGUAACAUUGGGUGAGUUGCAGGCUCAGUUCCACUUAUUGGUGUGUGUUACAGUAGUCACUCUUCCAAUAAUGCCUACGAUAUAUGUAACCCCGGUCUGUCUAAUCCCACACGUAUCGGGAAUAUGACAUGUUCUAUUGGGUGUCCCCUAAACUGGAACCGAUCCAUAUAAAACCCAAAGUACGUUAUCAGAUGCAUAUUACUGGUAUCCAGGUAUGUGUUCAUGAGGUCCCCUAAUCCCAUAUGUUAAAGGGGAAAUACAUUAUAUAGUUCAUGUAACUGAUGUUCAAAAUACAAAUUCAUGAUAUAUGCAAUCUAUCCCCAUAGCUGUCCCUCUCACCUGGUGGUAGUAUUUCCCUUGGAAGAUGAAGUAAUUGUGCAUGAGAAUAAAACGCAUCAAAUCCUGAACAAAUUGAUUGUCUUUUUGAGGCUGUUAGACAUAUGUCCAGAAAGGCUUUUAGAUGUGCCAAACCCACUUCAUGUGGAAUAGAGCUAUACAAGCUCUCCACAUCCAGACUGCAUAAGAUAGCGUUAUCGGGAAGCUAUACUCCAUCUAUGAUGUUUAGGAUGUGUUUGGUAUCUCUCGGGUAUGAGAAAAGGUCAGUGACUGUUUUUCUUAAGAUCUGGUGUACAUAUAUGCUCACAUUCUGGGUUAGAUUAGAUCUAUUUGAGACAAUCUGUCUACCACUAAGUACAGACUGCUGUUUGUGUACUUUUGGUAGUGAGUAAAACAUGGCAAUUACGUGUUUUUGUUUCUUUUUUAUAAUCAUAAAAAUGUAUUCAUCUUUAGAAAUCAGUAACAGUGAAAAGGCUUCAGCUAAAAUAUUUUUCAAUUCUGACAGGUAUUUUUUAGUGGGGUCUCCACUUAAUAUUUCGUAGGUAUCUUUGUCCUCAAUUAGUCGCUGUACCAUGGAGAUAUAAUCUGUCUUAUCUAAGACCACUGUAAUACCACCUUUGUCAGAGUGCUUAAAGAUGAGGUCUUCCAUCCCUUGCACUUGUUUAAGGGAUGUUUUCUCUUGCGGUGUGAUAUUACUGUAGGGUUGCAUCCCAAGAUCUUUUUUUAUUCAGUUUCUCUAUCUUACUACAGGUUAAUUCUACAAAUAAGGCAAUGUAUUUGAAUUCUGCAAGGUGUGGUGUAAGCAUGCUUUUCUUCUUAAAUUGUGUAAAGGGAGGUUGUGGGUUCAUAGAUAUGUCAUUACUGGACAAAAGGUCCACAAGCGUGUCUAGUACGCCAAUAUCCGAGGGCUGUAAGUCAAGGUUUUUUGCUCUUUUUUUCUUCUCUAAUGCGAUGGAACUCAUGGAAUGCAAGUUUCCUUGCAAAUAGGUGUAUGUCCUUUGUCCAGCUAAACUUGUCAAAGUCAGAAAGUGGAAUGAAGGACAGUCCUCGUUGUAAUACUUGCAUUUCUGGUUUAGUAAGAAUGUGUGAAGAGAGGUUGACGAUCUGAUUUUUAUCUUGCACUAGUGCCGUUUCCUUCUGUAUUGUGGGGGUCUGGAUCAACUCCGUGUCUGGGGGGGGCUACAUUGUCCUCCAUAUUUGAAUGUCCUAAAAAAGAUACCCCCGUUUUAGGAUACUUCUGGUAUUACGCUCAUCAGUAUUUGUGGUGCCUGUCUGAUUAGAGUAUGGUUCUGAGCUGCUUGUCUCAUAUUCUGAUGUUGAAAUCAGCUCAGAAAAGCUUUUCCUAGUUCCCCUAUUCCUUCUAUAGAUGUUCCCACUUUUAAAAUCUUUGCUGUCUCUUACAAAUUUAGAAUGUUGUGUUUUUAUAUUCUGUUGGAAUUUAUCCAGGUUACUCUUGAGCUUAUUUUCUAAAGAUUCAAAGUUGAGUUCACUCUUAAAUUUUUCAAUUUUACUGAUCUGAUCAUCAACCUCUUUGUUAACUUUUUCUAGUCUUUUGGAUUCAAAUUUACAUAAGAUCUCCAUAAAUCUUUUUGAACAAUUCCCUGCAGCCUCUUCCCAUUCUUUAAUAAAUUCCUCCUCUUCAAUAUGUGUAGCUGGGAUAUUUUGAAUCCUCAAGCCUCUAGGUAUUCUUUUUUUAAGGUAGUUUUAUAAGGAUGCAAUUUCCCACCCUGUUUUAAUCUGUUGUUGAAAUAAAUUAGUCAGACAAUUAAAAGAUGAAGUGAUAUCUUCACUAAGACUGCUACUGAUUUCCUGAUCUGAGAAAACUUGAUCAAUAUUUGUACCCCAUAUAUCUUUCUUGGAUUUAUCAAAUAAAAAAACUGGCCAUGAUACACUUGAUUGGUACUAUGGUAUUGAAACCUACUGAAACAAGAAGAACAUACAAAUAGAAGACAGUAGGUCGCACCUGAGCUGCUAUAGCAAAAGCAAAGCGCCUAGCUGUGACCGACUAUUUAAGAUACCAGGUCGAGACUCUAGGGGCUUGACCCCAAUAGAUACAAAAAAGCAAAAACAAACAACCGAUACAAGUGGUGUCAACACAUAUGACCCACUGUAUCACUUUUUUUUUUUUUUUUGAAGCUUAGAAAUUUGACCGGUCGCCACAGAGGGCCAAAUAUGGACAAAUUACAGUUCUGACCGGAGCAAAUCUCCAAAUUUAGUAAUUGCAAUAUAUUGUGUCCUAUGAUUUAUUUUCACUAUUGACAUACUUUAAUAUUAGAGUUCUGUGAAUUAUGUCCCAACAAACAUUUUGUAACAAUUGCAACUUUUUCUCUUUAGGAAACAUUUGUCGUUCGCCCAUAGCUGAAGCUGUUUUCCGGAAGCUGGUUACUGAUGAAGGCUUGUCAAACCAGGUAACUUGUGGUUAUAGUAUUUAGACUCUCCUAGUGUCCUCUCCUGUUUGGUUUUAUUUUGGGGGUUUAACCUAUUUAAAAAUAAAAUAAAAAAUUAAUACAUUUAUAUACAGGGUAUCAGCAGGAAGCCCUACCUGUCAUUUUACUAUGUCUUGGUGCACCAUCAGAGAAUUCAUUACAUUACAGUGGAACAAAUCUAUAGAGUUAUUCACUAAAGUGAUAAUUCAAGGUGCUUUCAAAUGCAUCUCAAAUUUUUAGGUCAAACUAGCCAAACUGAUUCCCUUUUGAAUUCUCUUAGUAAAACAACCCUUAAGGUAAAAGUGCCAAAAAUUCCACCUUCAUGAAGCUUAGAAAAGCCUCCUUGGUGAAGUUGUAGUUGCUGUCUAGAGACUUCCCAGCUUGGUGUACAGAUUUAAUUCUCAAACCUUUUAGAAAUGGUUUCAUGUUAACCAGGGCUCUCCACUGGAACCCAUGGAUCACCUCCAUCUUAGCUGGACUAUCCCACUCCAUGUACGUGUCCAGGUUGGACGAAAUAGACUUUGAUUAAAUGGACAGUUUAAGCAGUUGAGAAAGGAGGUCUUGUUAUAUGCAUGAAUACAUACGUACACAAUUUCUACAGACCUCCAGAACAUCUCCAUUUUAUGCAGUUUAGGGUCUGUACUUUGAUGUUAAAGCAAAGAACAAAAGAAGUGGGGAUGUUGAAAAAAAUUGUUUUGAAUAGUUGUUAAACAAAAUCUAAUGUUUGACUCCUCAAAGUAGCCAACUUUUGCAGAGAUAACAGAAAACGCAUGUGGCUUUCUUUCUACGUUGAAAAUUCAAUUUUAUUCUGAAUGUUCUUCUCAAUAUAAAUAUAUAUAUAUAUAUAUGAACAUUCAGAAUAAAAUUGAAUAUAUAUAUUCUAUCAAUAAACUGACACCUGUUGUUGUCACACCACCUCACAUGAGGGAUGUAAGGGAGGACGAGCAAAGGGAAGGAUCUGGGGUGCACAGAGGUCGUUAAACUGUGUACAUGCAGCCUUUCAAGCUGAAAUGCUACACAUACUAACUCCAAGCACCAUAACCACUACAAAUCACUGAAGUAGUGAUUGGAGUAACCCUUUAAUCGGGACCCACUGUCCCACAAUCUCCAAUUUGCCAAAUUACGGCCAUAUUUAUGUAAAUCCGCUCCAUGACCCACUGUGACCAUGAUCGUAUUAAUUGACUUGCUCUGGUCUAGAUUGCCCUGAUCUAGAUGUCAAAUAUUAACACUCAAACCAAAAUUUUGUAUUUUAAGUUUUUUAAGCUAAGAAUUUAACUGGAUUUUAUUUACAUGUGCAAUUGCCAUUUAAAAGCAAGUAUUUCCAGAUUCUUUUUCAGAUACGUUUUUAAAGUGUUUUUGUCAUAAACCUAAAUUGAUUCAUGCCAACUGUAGUUUUUUUAAACUUCUUUAUUGCAUGAUUUUAAGUAGUUGACCUUUUCUAUCCUCUGAGUGUCAUAAGAUGUACAUGCGACUAAUAGUUUUUAAGUACAGAAUAUGUAUUUUUAAAUUGGAUAUAUAGCGACAACCCACCACACCAAGCCAACACACCUGCAGGGUAGAUAUAAUUUUUAUGAUGUGGUCUUUCUGGCUUUUCAGGAAACUGGGGAGUUGAACAAAGUUAGAAAUGCACAACUGGAAAUUUUUAAAGUGAAAAUAGAGAAAGUUCAGCUAGCAACCGUUUACAUUGUUGAUCAUUAGCAUUUGGUAUAAUUUUUAAAUAUGCACCUGACUAUAUGCUUUCAAAAUCCCUCACUUGUGCAUACCUAGAAGAACUGGAUCUGUGUUUUUUGUUUUUGUUUUUUUUAAAGCAAAGGGUGGUCACAUCAAAUAUUAAUUUGAGAUUUUUCUUUUGCUUCUUUUUCCUCAAUUUGCAUUUUGUUAAUUUAUUACCAUUUCUGCUUUCAAAAGCACCUGCCUAAAACCUUUGCAUAUUAAUGUAUAUCUUUUUAGUAAUAUAGCACAUGUAUAUUAAAGGAACACUCUAACAUUAUAUAUGUAUUAAUAACAGAAUGUUCCUCUGCUUGUUUAAACCGUGAAAUGAAGUAAAACUCACAUUUGAUCCAGCACUGUCCUGGUCUCUUGGCAUGUGCUCCUUCUCUACAGAAAUCGUCCUGACUGCUGAUCUGGUACUAGGCCAGUACUUCUCAUCGAGAAGCAUUGAGAAUUUACAGCACAUGUGAGGCAAUCUCUGAAACCAGCCUGUAGGAAGCAUUAACAUAUUUAAUAUGAAUACUUUUAAUAAUUGAAAGUCUUCAGAAUUAUGUGCUUUUAGUGGCUGACGGCCAUUAGAGGUAUUCUGACUGACAAAUAUUUCUCACAAACGGCAGUGUUUAUAUUUCGUAUAAUGUAUUAUAGUGUUGUUGGUUUUUUUUGUUUUGUUUUUUGUGUCAAAUGUCAAUGCAUCUCUUGUACUCCGGAAAGAGUCGUGGCGGUAAAGAUUACACGUGAACUCCUUUUAUCUUUAUAUGUUUUUAGGACUAUAAUUCUAUGAGUUGCCCAUUGGUCUGUCACUCUGAUUUGAUAAAUACAUCCCUAUAAAAGAAUUUUACGAUAGCAACUAAAGAGAUCAUAAAUAGAAAAUGUAGUUGUUCUGGGAAUGGCAAACAGUCUUUAUCAUGAAAGAUUAAGUAAUGAAUGUGCAAACUUCCCUAAAUGUUUUAUUAUGGAAUUGCCAUGACAACUAUGUUGUGUGUCUGGUGUUUUUUUUUUUUUUUUUCCUCUCUCUUUCUUUAACAUUAUGAGGUAGGGAUACAUUUCUGAUUCAUUCACUGUUUGGGCAGCUGAACUGGAACCCGUGAAGCUUCUUCAGUUGUGUAGCAUCAGCUGAGGCAGAUAAUAAUGUUGCUUGGUUCAUUGAGUAACAUUGUGUGUCUAUCUGCCUGAAAAAAAAAAUUCCUGGAAAUUAAGUGGUACAGGGCUCGGCAAAUCCCAGAUCGCCAUGGCGACUUGAAAUUUUGCCCUGGCGCCUGGAAUUUGAAGCCCUUUAGCUAAAGGCUCGAUGGAGGUACAAUGGGUCCGGUUGGCUCAGUGAGCGUGCAGGCGGCCGCCCUGGGCUGUGUGCAGGCUGCGGCAGAGCUGGAGUGAGCAGUAAUCUUCCUGUAGCUCCUGUCUGCUCCCUUGUGCUGUAUAGUGAUGCCGGGAGCCAGAAUAUGAUGUCAUUCCGGCCCCAGCAUCACUACAGGGAGCAGAGAGGAGCUACAGGUAGAUUACUGCUCCCUCGCACACAGGAGGAGCAAGCAGCCCCACUGGACCCCAGGGAAAGUCCACUCAGCUCUACCAGAUAGGGAGGCUGGGUGGAUUAAAAUGGAAAAUGUCAAUUUGUGUGUGUGUCUCUGUUAAUAUUUAACAUCUCAGCUAAAUCAUCUCCGCUAAAUCAAUGCUUUCCUGUAGGAAAGCAUUGGGAAGAUAUUACGCAUGUUCUCUAUGAGUAACAUUCAGCACCUCCAUGCAGAGCGUGGAGACGCUGAACAAAGGUGCUGCACACUGUCCCCCCUUAGCACUGUCACGGGACUCUCUAGUGGCCGUCUGAGUGACAGUCACUAGAGGUGCUACUAGGCAGCAAUGUAAACACUGCCUUUUCUCCAAAAAAAGGCAGCAUUUACAUUGAAAAGGCUACAGGGACAGGCGGUAGGCACCAGAACAACUACAUUAAGCUGUAGUGUUUCUGGUGACUAUAGUGUACCUUUAAGAAUUGUAUAUUUCUCGUAAAUUAAACUUCGCUAGUUUGUUUCUGUGUGUGUCUCUCUGUCUUUCUGUCUCUGUCAGUCUGUGUGUGUGUGUCUCUUUCUCUCAGUCUGUGUGUCUCUCUCAAGGCUGCUAGAGCCAAAUAGACUCUGGCCUAUCAGGAGUCCCAGUGAAACUUCAGAUAUCUGCUAAUACGAAAAGGUGAUGAAGGACAAUCCUCAAUUUAUGCAUUGCAGCACAUAGAGGAAGUGAUAUCGGGACAUCACAAUCCUAUUUUGGCACAGUGCUGCUAAAAGGUUGCCUACCCCUGUGCUAAGCUAUACAGGAGUUCAUGCGAGCUUUAAUUAUUAUCACGUUCCCACCACAGCAUUGUAGAAAGGAUAUGAGCCAGCUGACAUGCUUUAUUCCAUCACAUUGAUAUUAAGUAUUUUUAAUGUAUAUACUUUAUCCAGAGUAAUACAAUGUUUGUUUUCUUUUAAAAAGUAUUUUCUAAUGUGUAAAUUUGUAUAAUUUUAAACUAAUGAAUAAACUGUUUCGUCCUAGUGGAGCGUAGACAGUGCAGCCACCUCUACAUAUGAAAUCGGAAAUCCUCCUGAUUACCGUGGCCAAAGCUGUAUGAGGAAGCAUGGCAUCUCAAUGAGCCACACUGCCAGGCAGGUAUGUUGCCGCCAUUUCAUACUUUAAUUGAAGUAUAUGAAUUAUGUUUUGUGUUGCAGUGGUCGAUAGACAGCGCUGCUACUUCUGACUGGAACGUGGGUUGCUCCCCAGAUUCAAGGGCCCUAAACUGCUUAAAAACUCAUGCUACCGAAACGACUCAUAGAGCAAGACAGGUAUAGGACAGCUUAUUUUGUAAUAUAUUGUCAAAUCUGUAAACAGUGGUUUAUUUACUUUACUCCAACUUAAAACUUUCUGAUCUAAUUUUUUAUUUUCUUCUAAAAUGUUAGAUGAGAUGUAAAGCCUUUUAUCGAGGCAGUGCAAUUUUUAUAGUUUCUUAGUGCCCUAUAAAUAGUCAUAUGCCCUGCUGUAAUCCUGCAAACCUCAUUGAGAAACCAUGACAUUCCCUGAUGUCGGUGGAAUGCUUUUACGCAUCAUCUCCUUCUAUGAUUUUAAAAACACUGAAAAUGUUGAAAUGAAAGAUAAGAACACUGGUUCAGUAUUUAAAAGGACGCAAUUUACCUGUAUAACAGUCUCAAAAUAUUGCUUUUAUGCAGAGAAAUGAGAUGCUCUGUUUGAAGCACCAGAGAAAGACUAAAUAUAUGUUGCUUUAAAACGUCAUCUGACUUUCUUUAAUAGGAUGCAAUCUGAGCACGGUCAUACAGACUCGUAUCUUAUCCGAUACAUUCUGGGUUUUUUAUAUACAGAUCACCAACUGACUGCAGAUACAGCUAAUGAUGGUUUGCUGUCUGCAUCAUCAUGCACCCCAACCAAUCUGUUUUGGCUGUCUUACUGUCAACAUACUGGUUCUUCUCUAUUGAUUUUAGUUACAACUUUUAUUUGAGGGUAGCUGUGAGUGACAAUCUGCUAAUUAGGACAGCCUGUAUGUUUUUGGAUGAAGCUUGGAAGUUCCCAUGUUGGGUUCUUAUUGGUACAAAUUGUGCCAUUUUUAUCCCGGUCUCUAAAUGUAUGUCUUUGAGCUUUGUUUUUGUUUAAAUAAAAGUUCACUGGUUCCUUCAGCUACAGUUAAUUUUCAUAAAGAAAUUUUCUGAAAUUAAUUUUAUCACAAAAUGAGGCUAAAAGAUGCUAUAGCAUAAUAAGCACCGUGUGUUUAAUCAUACAGUUAAUACUAUUCUAUUAAAUGUUAGUUUUGUAAGUGUACUUAUUUCGUGGGCACUGGUCAUUAACCAAGAGGACAACUGUUGUUUGAAAUAAGAUUUAAUUCUCUGAAUAAUUAAUGGAGUUUAAAGGAACAUUUGAAAAUACGGUCUUCAUGGUAUAUAAAAACAAAAAUAUCCUUUUGUUUUACUUAAAUCUGGGUGCGUGCCUCGUAUGAGACUUGCUACACUGUACGUACUCUGUUCUCGACUUUAAGCUCCAUGGUACCUAGUUUGCUAUUAAACCACCAACCCCACCUCCCCUCCCCACUUGGUGCACAUUCCCUUAUAAGGAUACUCAUCAAGAAUAUUCCACAUUGCUACCAACGCCUACUACAGGCUAAUCUUAUGGCUUCACCACUCCAGCGUGUUGUGCACCUAUAAACAAUUAUAUGUUUAAAGCAUGACCUAAUCAUUAUAUAAGCUGUGCAGCAACUGAUUGUUCUCCUAUCAGCAAUCUAUGUUGCCAAAAAUACUGGUUUUCCCUCAUCACCGGGUCAAUAGACCACUGGUUGCUAUCAAUAUUGUAAAGCAAUGCUGACACUUUACGGUUCUGUUGUCCCCUGUUCUGCAUAAAUUUGUUAAACCGUACAUAUUGUGCAAUAGGAUGUAAAUGCACCCAUUUCUUUAUUUUUAUGUUUAUCUCUUUUCUUGCAUACUUGAACAUUGUAAAAUAUUCAUGAUGCACAGCAAAAAUUGUAAAAAAACAGAUCCUGACAGAAAUUAAGAAGAAUAAAGGAAAGGGAGAAAAGAUAGAGCCAUUUAAUUUCAUGUUGUCACUAACUGAAGUUUAUUAUUUCCAAUUCAACCUCCUUCCUCUCUCCCGCAAGAGUUUUGAAUAGAAUGAAAGAUUACUAUAGGUCAUCGUGUGUUAUUAGGUUAAAAUAUUUAGACUAAGUGCUUUACAUAAUUUAAGAGUGCUAUAGAUAUUAAGUCUUAAAAAAAGCCUUGUUUCCCCCCCCCUUUUCUUUUUGUUAAACACUUGCACUGUAAAAAACAUACAAAUGUAACGUUUAAAAAAUAUAAAUAAAUGAUUUGCCGAGGAAACCCUGCAUGCCAAUGACUCCUUGAGGCAUUGUCAUCCAUUUUUCAUUUCCCACUUCCUUUGUAGUCUAUAUGUUGGAUAUCACAAAUAGACAUCCAACUCUGCCUGCCACUAUUAUGUUUGUGACCUCUGAUCCUACAGUAGAAUCUGUUUUAUUGGUUUGUUCAGCGCUGUUCUGAGGUGCAUGUUUAUUUGGAGAUCUGCACUGUACUGUGGAAUCAGCAUGGUAGAUUUCUUGCUCUCGUCAGAUUAAACCAAAAAUAGUAUCUCCAUUUUAAGAUGUGAAUAUGGCAGUAUUGCUUACACAGGGGAGAAGGCACUAUAUCUACCUUUCUUUAAAUAAGCCAUGCUCUUCUCCUCGUCCUAGACUUACUGAAGGAUGUUCAAAUCAGGAAGUAUUUUAAUUUAGUUAUAAAUGUGCAGAUAUUUAUUAAAAGUAUUAAUAUCAAUAAGCUAGGUUAAUUGUACUUUUAUAGUUAGAAUCUAUUCUGAAAAUAUAUUUUUUUUAACCCCUAUGAAUGAAAAUUACUAUCACCAUUUUAUUUAUUAAAUCUGUAUGUGCAAAAUGUUGUAAUAACUAAUUUCAUGUGUUUUUUUUUUUUUUUUCUUUUUUCUUUUUAGAUUACUAGAGAUGACUUCCUCUCCUAUGACUACAUACUGUGUAUGGAUGAAAGUAAUUUAAGGUUAGUAUGUAAAGAUGGAUAGUAAUUCAAAAUCAUUGACAUGCGUUAAAUAUUAACGUUUAUGUAUGUGUGUGUUAUUAUUUAAUUUCCCACUGUUAGUUUCACAUUCUGGUUGGUUGGUUCGAUUGUCGUGGAUGUUCCUCAGUCUUAUGGUUAACUCCCAGCACCAAUACAUUUUUAUUUUUUGUGAAUUCUUUCUUUGCUCACACACACUGUACAUUGCUGCUCUUGGGUAGGCUGACAUUUCGUUUUUGAACGAAACCACCAGAGAAAAAUCUGUUAAUAUUAACUUGGAUUUAUUUAAUUCCUUACCUCCAAACUACCAUAGGGUCAUCAGGUUCCUGUACCACAACUUUGGGUUAAUUCCCUGGUGUUCGGCAUUUGGAGAUACCAUGGAAAUGUCUGUAAUAAUCUUAGCAUGCACACAUCAAGAUGCAGUUAAGUUAUGCUAAGUAUUGUUGGGGCAUCAAGCAAAUGCCUAUAGCUCGUCCCAAGCACUCUGCUUAUGUGCUGCCAUGCCAAGUUCAACCACCCAUUUUAGGAACCUCCAGUGAUGCAACUGGAAUCACUGACAUGCCACUACAGACACACUCAAUGCCUCUCCCAAUUUCAUGCUUCUCAGUGUUGAGAGGUAUGCUGUUCUUUUAGCAACCUCAAGUAUUUUUGCAAAAAAACUAAAACAAAACACAGUUUUGUUACAUACACUGCAAGUCAGCGCUACCCCGAUAAAUGAUCAACCUGUUAGGAUACUCUUAAAGGGACACUCCACUGCCCCCAAAACAAACAUUGAGCACAAUAUCUAAAACUGCUUGAAAAAGUUGUAGUUUUAUUGUCUGCUCUCUUUUGCAAGUCCUUUCACUUUCCACAAGUCCAGACUUUAUAUGGUUGUCCAACUUCCCAAUGCAACUCAAUAAUAAGUUGUUGGAAGGCAGGUGCUCUGAGCAAUUGCUGCCUCUUGAGUUUAGCUCCACUGAGCUAAACAACCAGGAAGGCUGACUGACAGCCAGGGGGUGUAACAAGAUGAAUUGUAUAAAUGUUACAUUUUCUAUUGAAAAUACACACCUUUCACACAUAAAACAUUUCAGCAAUUUAAAGUGCUUUUGGAGUGUCCCUUUAAUAGUUUUCAAAUUGAUGACUUUACCCCCAUACAUUCCUACUCUGCAAUAUCUUAUGAGUAUAGUUAGCAUUUCUACAACUUAAGUUAUCAACUUUUUACUUUUCAGAGCUGUUGGUUAAUCUACAACUCCCAAAAAAACAUUGCUGUGAUAACUGAUGCCAUUAUUAAAUGCCUUCCUUGAGAAAGGCAUUAAAUUUGAAAGGACUAAAGGGAACAGUGUCCGUUUUACAAUGCAUAUAGUGUGUCUUUACAUUUGCUGUUGUAGUUUUUAAAGUGGUAGCACAGUCACAGUUUUGUGUAUCUGACAUUCUUAUGCACCACAUUACAAAAACAGAUUUCAAUCUAUACGAAGUACAUCUUCCAACGAAUUCCACUGUACUGCAAGCAUUAUGGGAUGUAACUCAUAGCCAUAUCUAUGGAUUUUACUGGAUUGUCUCCAACACAGUGUAAAACAUUUCAACAAUUAUCUGAAGUGGAUCUUGCCCUCCAUAUAUCUUAUGGAAAACCAAACCCUUUAAGAUCCUUUUUAUGAAACGAAAAUUAUUAAUUCUACUCUUACACGUCAUCAUUCAAACCACUGUUUUAUUUGCCACUGAAAUAGUGCAAUAUUAAAUAAGGGUUACAUGAAUGCUUGCUUUCUUUCAGAGAUCUGAAAAAAAAAUGUAGUCAAGUUCAAAACUGCAAAGCUAAAAUCGAACUCCUUGGAAGCUAUGACCCUCAAAAAAGACUCAUUAUUGAGGAUCCCUAUUAUGUAAGUUUUCAAUGCUGGAACAUUAACAUUUUUCAUAUGUACUCAAUCUUCUCCUUAAUAAAUAUAUAUAACACUUGUAUUUCAGGGAAGUGAUGACGAUUUUGAGACCGUCUACCAACAGUGCGUCAGAUGCUGUAAAUCAUUUUUGGAGAAAUGCUCCUAGUAUUCCUUUAAAAGUACUUGAAAAAUUAAUGAAAUGACAUGUGAUUGCUAUAUCUGUUGUACACCUUUUUUAGUGUCUCAUUUUACCAUGGAAUAAAGUCUUCUUUACAAACUGUGUAAAUAUUUUGAGUCAUGCUGUGAUGCUCUCCAUAAUGUUAAAUAAAUGCACAAUUAUUGUUUUCCACGGGCAAUUCACUUCAACAAGAUCUUUCAUUUAACAGAAAAAUAAAGAAGUUUUAAUUUAGCAAAUGCAUUGUCUUUAUUUUAUAAAUU
Molecule: messenger RNA, 14706 nt
Organism: Pelobates cultripes (western spadefoot toad)
Lineage: Eukaryota; Metazoa; Chordata; Amphibia; Anura; Pelobatidae
Source: the annotation of a GenBank genome assembly